This is a messenger RNA of Syngnathus typhle (broad-nosed pipefish), 3619 nucleotides long. It is a transcript of the gene map3k3, whose product is annotated as mitogen-activated protein kinase kinase kinase 3. Lineage: Eukaryota; Metazoa; Chordata; Actinopteri; Syngnathiformes; Syngnathidae. Gene Ontology annotation, biological process: protein phosphorylation. Gene Ontology annotation, molecular function: protein kinase activity; ATP binding; protein binding. The coding region runs from base 458 to 2302 and encodes 614 amino acids. The transcript has 18 exons. The record is from RefSeq and is a predicted model, not a curated record.
GUUGCUCCGCCCAACCAAGCGGCGGUGCGCGCCUUCGCAUUCACACUUGACACGCAUCGAAGAAGUAACUAGGCGCGUUCACAGCGUUCGUAAUUUAAUGAUAUAUUUUGGACUACUCAGACAACAGAUGAUUGUGACACUUUGAGCGUCAAGGACGUCAGAUGUGUAUCCGGAACGUGUUUUGCAUGUUUUCACAACAUGUCAGCCUCUGCAGCUCCUCCAAAGGAUUGCUCCCCAUCUAAAUCCCCAACGUGACGCCCCCUUUCCUACCUGGGAAUUGUCAAUCACGGACCCCCUGUGGGCAACUCUACCUGGCGGCGCGUGCCCCUGCCCUCUGAGUGAGGAGGAUGCGCGCGCACCACCACCUUGACACCUGUCAUCGCGGGCGGGAGGAGGAGAGACUCUGUUGGACUGGCAGCAAUUGUGAAGCUUUGAAGACCCCGCCAGCGUCGCCGCAAUGAAUGAACGACAGGCACUCCACUCCAUCAUGAAGGACCUGGUGGCCCUGCAGAUGACGCGGCGGCAACCCGUCCUACCGUAUGAUGGCGGUGGCGGUAAACUCAAGACACCCGCUCAGCCUACUCGACAGGAGAACAUCAGGAUCAAGUUUGAGUUUUCAGGCGAGAGGCGGAUCCUCAUGUUUGAGCGACCCGUGCAGUUUGACGAAAUCCAGCGCAAAGUCAAGCUGGCAUUUGGCCAGCAGCUGGACCUCCAUUACGUGAUCAACGAGUUGACUGUCCCGCUGCGAGGCCAGGACGACCUGGACAAGGCCGUAGACCUGCUGGACCGAAGCGCCAGCAUGAAGAGCAUCCGGAUCCUGCUGCUGGAACGGGAACGCGACAAUGCCCGGCACUUGCCUUGCACGCAAGUUCGAAUCAAAGCCUCACAGUCCACCGGAGACGUCAGUGCUGCGUACUCGUCCUCUGAGCCUAGGGGGCGCCACUUGUCCACCGGUUCCCAGAAUGCGGGGCGCAGCUCGCCGCCACCGGGCUACGUGCCGGAACGCCAGCAGAGGAUGGCCCGCCAAGGUUCCUACACCAGCGUCAACAGCGAGGGCGAGUUCAUCCCGGAGACCGGUGACCAGUGUGUUCUGGAUCCCUGGAGCAGUGGUGAAAAUUCCGUGUCUGGAAGCUGUCAGUCUCUGGAUAGCAACUCAGACAGCCCCUCCCUGAGGAAGUCUCGCAUGCACAGAGCCAAGAGUUAUCCCGACAACAGACAAGAGCUCUCGGACAGGGAGAAGCACGUUUACGAGCGCAUCGUCGGCAAGGGGGGCACGUACCCUCGCCGCUACCACAUCUUGCUUCAUCAAAAAGACCUCAGCGAAGGGCGACGCACCUUUCCUCGCAUCCGUCGCCCGCAAGUGAACCUCUUCACCCUGGUGCCUUCACGCCGCUCGCUCAACGGCAGCGAGGAAAGCAUGGGCAGCCGGCAGCCGACGGACGGCCGGGGCAGGCUCCGACCGCCGCAGGAACGCCCCGUCGCCCAUAAAUCGCCCAGUGCUCCCGUGACAUGGCGGCGGGGCAAGCUCCUGGGCCAGGGGGCCUUUGGGCGGGUCUACCUGUGCUACGACGUGGACACGGGACGGGAGCUGGCCGCCAAGCAGGUCCACUUUGAUCCUGACAGUCCAGAGACAAGCAAGGAGGUCAGCGUCUUGGAAUGCGAGAUCCAGCUGCUGAAGAACCUUCGCCACGAGCGCAUCGUGCAGUACUACGGCUGUCUGAGGAACCGCACCGAGAAGACCCUCACCAUCUUCAUGGAGUACAUGCCCGGCGGUUCUGUCAAAGACCAGUUGAAAGCUUACGGGGCGCUGACGGAGAGUGUGACGCGAAAGUAUACCCGUCAGAUCCUGGAGGGGAUGUCCUAUCUCCACAGCAACAUGAUUGUGCAUCGAGACAUCAAAGGGGCCAACAUUCUGCGAGACUCUGAGGGCAACGUCAAGCUGGGUGACUUUGGGGCCAGCAAGCGCCUGCAGACCAUCUGUAUGUCCGGAAAGGGCAUACGCUCCUUGACCGGCACCCCCUACUGGAUGAGUCCCGAGGUUAUCAGCGGGGAAGGCUAUGGCAGGAAGGCCGACGUCUGGAGUCUGGGCUGCACGGUGGUGGAGAUGCUGACGGAGAAGCCCCCGUGGGCCGAGUACGAGGCCAUGGCGGCCAUUUUCAAGAUCGCCACGCAGCCCACCAAGCCUCUGCUGCCGGCGCGCACCUCCGAGCAGGCGCACGACUUUGUCCGGCGCAUUUUUGUCGCGGCUGAGCGACGGCCCGGCGCCGAGGAGCUGCUCGGGCACCCUUUCUCGCAGGAGUAACUUGGAUGGAUGGAUGGAUGGAUGGAUGGAUGGAUGGAGCGUGUGGCAAAGGGGCAGGUGGGCUGUGCUAAACAAAUGCUGUCGCUGCUUCAAACUGGAAAUGUGAUGAUCACUGGCUGUCUUUCAUUUGCUCUGCAGUGACAUGCACAUGUUUGGCUUGGAAGAUCUUUUCACAUUGGCAUUAAGGAAAGGAAUGCAAGUUUCUGACUUUGGAAGUUUGCACUGAAGCAUUGAUUGAUGGGUUGGUUGUUGUUUCAGGGCUCGUGUAGUGUUGGAAAAGGCAGUAGAAGGUUGUUUGCGCCAUCGAACCACGAAUGAACCUGCUGCCCUUGUUACUGGAUGCAGUGUGCAACAGCACCACUUGAGGUCGCCAGAUCCUCUUUAUGGUAACCUUAAUGGAGGCUGAUGAUCACAUUUCUAUUUUAGUUUAGGGUUUAAAGGACAAAGGCCGUAAGAACAAAGCUUUAACAGUCAAACGUUAUCUAACCAGAUGCACUUUCUUUCAAAAAAGAAAGAAGACCGCCACCCAUUCGAUUUGUAUUGACUUUAAACGUGAUUUUUUUUUUUUUUAAUUUAUGCACCUAUGCCUGUUCACUUGGAUUUGAUAUAUUUUAUACCGGUAUUUUGAAAAAGAAUGGGUAGAAAGCAGCUGGUCUUGCAAAUGUGCCAAAAAUAUGUAUCUCCUUUCUUUCGAUGUACAUGCAGGGGAAAAAAACUGGCUGGCCGGGUUGUGUUCGGGGACACGGACAACAUUUCGAUCGAAUGACAUUGUUAAAAAUGGACAUUUGAAUUUGCAUUUCUAUUCUCACCUUUCAGAUAUACUUCAAGAGCAUGCGGGAUGUUUGAUGAUUGAGCCAAAAGACGACUAUGUUCACCAUGGCCAUGCGGCGGCUGCAACAUUAGGUAGACCUGCACCAUAUCAAUUGUUUUAGAAGCUAUCCGUAACCACAAUAAUAACAGAAAACGUUUCAGAUUAAAUGGUUAUUUUAAAGUGCAAUAAAAAUGAAGUUGCGUUGAAAAAGCACCAUUGCUUUUCAUUUUGGAUGAGUAUUUUGCCGCACAAAACAAAGUUUGAGUCAUUCGCAGGUGUACCUAAUGUUUUGCCUUGUGGCUGAAUGUAGAGGCUAAAUGCUCAAAUGCUUUUGAACAUGAGCUAGUUAACACAUUUCUAUAUGAUGUUCAUGUAUUUAUCGACAUUAUCGUGACGAGACUUGCCGUGCAAGGUCAAAAUGUAUAAAUGUAUUUUACACAAAGCAGAGUUGAAUUCAUUUAAUGUCUUCAAGUGUCUUCUAGAAUAAAAGAAAUGGUUUUGGAAAA